This is a messenger RNA of Parathielavia appendiculata, 3028 nucleotides long. RefSeq lists its product as uncharacterized. Gene Ontology annotation, cellular component: mitochondrial inner membrane. The transcript has 4 exons. Bases 240 to 2825 code for a protein of 861 amino acids. Gene Ontology annotation, molecular function: RNA binding. The record is from RefSeq and is a predicted model, not a curated record. Lineage: Eukaryota; Fungi; Ascomycota; Sordariomycetes; Sordariales; Chaetomiaceae.
CUCUCAAGCAAGAACCCACCCUACCUUAGGCUUACACGCUGCCGCCAGUGUCUCCGCAUCGGACGAGUUCUCAAAAACCCCCUUUCCAUCAGGGACCGCAUGCACAGCCACAUUUUCCCUGGCUUCCGGGUUAUCACGUCACCUUGUCGAGCUUGUUCAUCCCAUCGUCCGAACUCGCAAGUCAUCGACUGAACACAAGACGCUUCGGUCAGCACAUUCUUGAAGUCUGCCAUGAAGCCAUGACACCGGGGCGAGCCCAGUUCUGGCCGGCGGUCCGUUAUGGGUCGAGGGUAUCAUCUUCGACGCCGGCAACAUGCGUUCUCAGGCACCGGUUGUCUGCCACUGCGGCGAUAGAUCAAAGAAGGCGUCCGGUUCGGCGAUGGGAGAGCACCUCAACCAGUGCAGGAAGUGUGGGCAGCGACAAGACCGGGCAUAUCGAGGCCAAGCCCAAUGAGGCGAUCCUCUUCGUUGACAACCUCUUUCCCCUCAAGCUCAGCUCGGUAUUGUUUUGGAGGCCAUGGGAGACCACCGAGCUCCUCAGGCGGUUUGACAGCGCGUCCAUGAGCUUUCUCGAUCCCAUCAGCCUUGUCAAGCGGGCAAUUCCCGAGAGCAGUCCGAUCAAGGUCACCGAGAUCUUACCGCGGCUGAAGGAAGGCGGAGCCUACGUCAAGUUCAACUAUCCUGCUACCAUGUCGGCUGCGCAAAUCGAAGAUGAAUUGGUCAAGUCUCUCGACCAGAACCCCAUCAAGCCGUGGUUCAACCCCUUUCGCGGGAUCAAGACGCGUCUCGUAUUAGGCCGCCCCUGGCUCGAGGACCUCUAUCGUCUCCCAAAGACCCGCCUCAGGAUUGAGUUUGUUCCCGCCAAAGACUCGGACCCACCCCCCGAGCUGUCACAGGAGUCCUUGUACAGCCUGUUCCGCCGCUACGGCAAGAUCAGCGACAUCACUUCUCAGCCUCCAGACUCCAAGAUACUCCCAAAAUUUGCAUAUGUCGACUUUGUUUUGGUCCGCGACGCAAUCAUGGCGAGGAAUUGUAUGCACGGCUUCGUCCUCCAAGAGGAGGGCACCAAGAGUGCGACCCGGCUCCGGCUAUCUUUCGAGCACCGAGUGAAGCCCCAUCACAUCUGGAACUGGAUCACCAGCCACCCGAGGAUUGUCAUUCCCAUCGUUGCUGCCUUUUUAGCAGCCUUCACUGUCGCCGUGUUCGACCCCAUCCGCGAGUUCUUUGUCAAGAUCCAUGUACAAAAGUCUCUCGAGUUCACUAAUAGCAAGCUGUAUAAAUGGUUGAAGCGCCAAACCUCAGACAUCCUUGCCUUCCGCAAACACAAGAACGACGAUGCUGGCCUCAAUGCUUUGUUCAAACACCGCAAGGAUCUGAUCGACUCGAUCGAGAACAGCCUGCUUGAAUCCGUCAACACAUUCAUCGUCGUCCACGGUCCACGCGGUUCCGGCGGCCGAGAGCUCGUCAUGGAGCAGGUGCUCCAGGGGCGCCCCGAUGUUCUCGUGCUGGACUGCAGGCCGGUCGUGGAAGGACGGGGCGAGGCAGGCACCAUCAAAAAGCUGGCAAACCAAGUUGGCUACCGCCCUGUCUUCUCGUGGACCAACAACAUGAGCAGCAUGCUCGAUCUCGCCAUACAAGGCACCACGGGGGUCAAGGCUGGCUUCUCGGAGAACCUCGAGUCCCAAAUCGUCAAGAUUCUGCAGACCACCGCCUCGGCCCUCAAGCAGGUCUCGCUAGACGGCCGAAAGAAAAGCGACAAGGACGCCAAUCUCACAGACGAUGCGUACCUGGAGGCUCACCCUGAACGGCGGCCCGUUGUCAUCAUCGAUAAUUUUCUACACAAAGGCGAUGAAAAAGCUAUAAUAUACGAUAAGAUAUCCGACUGGGCUGCUGCCCUGGUGCAAUCCAACAUUGCCCACGUCAUCUUUUUGACUAACGACACGUCCUUCUCCAAGCCUCUCUCAAAGUCACUCCCAGACCGCGUCUUCCACCAAGUUACCUUGGGUGACCUGUCACCUAGCGUGGCAAAGCACUUUGUCAUCUCACAGCUUGAACCAGACAAGAAGGAAUCCGAUGAGGCGGACGACAACUUGCCAACCCUGACCGAGAAGCAACGCCGCCAAGACCUCCAAGAGCUCGACGAGUGCAUCGAAGCCCUCGGCGGCCGCCUGACCGACCUGCAAGUUCUCGCGCGCCGACUCAAGGUCGGCCAAUCCCCUAAGAAGGCUGUCUCGGACAUCAUCGACCAGAGCGCCGCCGAGAUCCUGCGCAUGUUCCUCCUCGGCGGCAACAACAAUAACAACAACAAGGGCGCUGCGGGUGAAGGCGACAAGAAGUGGUCGACGGAGCAGGCCUGGUACUUGAUCAAGGAGCUCGCCGCCAGGGAAACCCUCCGGUACAACGAGGUUUUACUCUCCAACACCUUCGCGUCGUCCACCACGCCGGGCGCCAACAGCGCCGAGGCUGCUAUCGAGAGCCUUGCUAACGCGGAACUGAUCACCGUGAAAUCGGUUCACGGCCGGCCCGCCACCAUCCGCGCUGGUAAGCCUGUGUAUCAGGCGGCUUUUGCUAGUCUUGUUGAGGAUGCGGUGGUGAGGGCGCGGAUGGAUUUGGCGCUGCUCUCAGAGCUGGCAAAGAUCGAGGCCAAGAACAUUGACAGGGCUGAGACGGAAUUGAGUGUCCUUGCGGCGCUGCCGUCGCAGCCGUACCAGGCUGCCGAGAGGGUGAAUUAUUUGUUAGCGAAGCUGCAGGCUAGCCAGCAGAAGAUUGUGGCGUAUGAGAAGGAGAUGGAGGGGUUGAAGAAGGUGCUGGCUGAGGAGUCUUGAGGAGGGGAAUGAGCGGUUUGAAUGUCUAUCGUACGUUUGCAGCGCUUCAUAUGGGUUGAUGAUGUGUGCCAUGGUUGAUGGUUCUCUCGUGAGGCAUUGCUUUGGAUACCCUUUUCUGUGUGUAUCUGUAUAUUUAAGCGGCUGUUGCAUUCUAAAGUCCUGAGGCAUGGUAUUAACAAGUUAAGUCUGAAUCUUGAGCAGAC